This is a messenger RNA of Ictidomys tridecemlineatus (thirteen-lined ground squirrel), 3181 nucleotides long. Lineage: Eukaryota; Metazoa; Chordata; Mammalia; Rodentia; Sciuridae. The record is from RefSeq and is a predicted model, not a curated record.
AUGCCGAGCCAGAAAAACCUGGGUUUAGGUAUGGCCAUUGGGGUGACUGGCCGCAGGACAGCGGGUGUGUCGGCCUUGGAGGUGUACACACCCAAAGAAAUCUUUGUGGCCAACGGGACACAAGGGAAGCUGCCGUGCAAGUUCAAGUCCACUAACGUGACCGGCGGGUUGACGUCCGUCUCCUGGAGCUUCCAGCCCGAGGGGGCUGACACCACAGUGUCGUUCUUCCACUACUCCCAAGGACAAGUGUACCUGGGCAACUACCCCCCGUUUAAGGACAGAAUCAGCUGGGCUGGAGACCUGGACAAGAAAGAUGCGUCCAUCAGCAUAGAAAACAUGCAGUUCAUUCACAAUGGCACCUACAUCUGCGACGUCAAGAACCCUCCGGACAUCGUUGUCCAGCCUGGGCACAUCAGGCUGUACGUGGUGGAGAAAGAGAGUCUGCCGCUGUUCCCGGUCUGGGUGGUGGUGGGCAUCGUCACUGCUGUGGUUGUGGGUCUCACCCUGCUCGUCAGCAUGAUCCUGGCCGUCCUGUACCGAAGGAGGAACUCUAAGCGGGAUUACACUGGCUGCAACACAUCAGAGAGUUUGUCUCCGGUUAAGCAGGCUCCACGGAAGUCCUCCUCCGACACAGAGGGUCUGGUAAAGAGUCUGCCUUCCGGAUCCCACCAGGGCCCAGUCAUAUAUGCGCAAUUAGACCACUCCGGCGGCCAUCACAGUGACAAGAUCAACAAGUCGGAAUCCGUGGUGUAUGCGGACAUCCGGAAGAAUUAAGACCCAGAGCAUCCUGGACAAGAAACAAACCCAAACUGGACUCUUGUGCAGAAAAUGUAGCCCAUAACCACGUGUGGCCUUGGGGACAGGCCAGAACACACACAUGUGUAGACCCAGAGGGAGGAAAGGAUGUGGAUGAAGGACAUGUAUAUUCUAUUUAAUCUUCCUGCUGUGGGGCCAGCGUUGCAUGUCGAGAAGAUGGUGUGAGGGUGUGAAUCUGCCUACGUAUAAACGUCUUGCCGUUUUUGUACAUGCUUUGGGGGUCAUUAACAGUUGAGACAUUUCAGAAACAUUCCUGUCACCACCAUUUAGAUGUGGUUGCCUUUCAGAGACAGUAGCAGACUUCUGUGUUUCCAGUGGACGUGGCCUUUUAAUCCAAGGGCUCAACCAGUCUUAGCAUUUACUGUCAUGGGAGGAAGGAGAUCCCGUGGCGCACACGCAGCCAGGGGCCCUAUCACACGCGCCAGAACCGUUCAUUUGGUUGUAGCUUUUAGACAGCAUCUGUUAACUGUGCCGCUUACAGAAGGUUCGAGAAAUUGGUGUUGGUGCUUUUCUAAAACACGGGGCAAAUUUUAUGUGUUGUGUCGACUUACUUAAAUGUCACACCCUUUAUGUCCUGUCAGUGUGUGGGUUCAUGACACUAGGUUAGCAAGGAUUGCCACUAUGUGCCACUGGUACCGCUCCCCUCCAGGAGCCUUGGAUCAACACAUGGGGGUGAUUUGAUGGAAGGCCAGGCUGAGCGCGGGAGUGUGGCACCUGUGGAGGAGAAAGGUAUCAAUCACAUUCUGGGCCCUGGUCCUUCCUCCUUGGGCCAGAGUGGCCAUAACACAGGAAGCCAGAGAGGCCUUGGCUCCCUCCCACAGGGGAUAUGGGAAGGGACCUGGGCUGGCUGGAUCACCCUGGUGGUCAGAUGGCCCUGGUGGUCAGAGGGCCCUGGCCUUGCACUGCACAGGAUGACCUUCCUCCGGAAGCCUCAGGCCUCCAGCAGAGCAGGCCCCGGCAGUCGGCCUGGUCUCCCCAAAGCUUCCCACCCCCAAGACAAUUGAGGUUCCAGGGGUCAAGACGUUUAGGAAUCAGUGGGAGUAGAGUGCCCGUGUGCUCUCUUCUCUUCCUGUUUUGGUGUUGUGGUUGGUUUGUCCCUCCCCCCUUCACUUCCCCCCUCCCCCUUUGACCCCCCUCCCCCUUCCCUUCGCCCCUCCCGCCCCCUUACUUGAAACAGUGAGCAGUGGUGGAGGAAGGAGAGGGAUCUGUUUUCUCACUUUCCUCCACGGCCGCCUCUGUGCGUUUUCAGGUUUUCCUGGGCUGGCAAAGCUCCUGAGACCGCGGUGCAGGCUGCCUUCUCCCAUCUCCCAGAGUGCUUUGUUUAAAGAAACCUUUUCCCCUUUAGAACUGCCCGGAGCCCUGGCUAUGGGAAGAGAGUCAUCUAGAAGGUGGGGGCAGGGGCGUGGGCCCUUCCCCUGGAGUCCUGAGAGCUGUCCCCUUCCCACCUCGGUCCCCUGUGGGAAGUGUGGGAAGCUGCAUCCCAAGAGCAUUUUAAAGGGAAAAGGCACGACUUGGGUUAGAGGUGCUCCAAGGUGGUGAGUGGAGAAAGGGCUGCUGCAGAGCCCGCCGUCCACCCCUGAGCUCUGCUGCUCCCUGAGACCUGCUGCCACUCCCCCGGCUGCAGCCACACUGCGUGCACUCGCCAGCCAACAGGCGGGCUCGGUGGACACCUGCUGGCCGUAGCUGCCCUUCAGCUGGCUGCCAUUUCCACCCAGCACUCUGGCCCGAGACCUUUGCCUGUUUUCAAGACCUCGGGAGCCCUCAACAGGCUCCUGUGUGGGUGGCUGGCCGGGGUGUGGCCGGGAGGCCCAGUGCCAGAGCCCAGGUGUGAGCCUGCCUUCUCUCCUUCCUGUAGGGCCAUGCGAGUGGGAGGCCGGUGCCCUGUGGGCUCCACACACUUCUCUUUCCUCCCCUCCCGACUCCUGGCCUCCCUGCCCAGUGGACACCUCACACUGUCUGCCUCUGCCUCAUGGGAGAAGACCCCUCCUGACCCUUCCCCCAGGGCAGCGAGCAUCCAGAGCGCUGGGCCUGUCUGGCCGGCCUGCCUGCCCUGGAAGCCGCUUGCAAAAGCCUCUUACCAGAGGCUGGUGUCCAGGAGCAGAGCCUCCACCCACUGGUCCACCACUUCCCUCUGGUUGUCUGGCCCUUGUGACCAGGGCCAGACUUGUAACCAGAGAAAGGCCAAAUUUCUCAUGAGUCUUGUGAAGGGACACCUAAAAGGGAUCACCUAGGAAAUUAAGAAUCCUGUCUAGUUGCUCAAUGGAAAUGUAUCCAACUAGGGAAAAAAUGUCAAUUCAUUAUUAUUUUUGAUCUUUUUCAAUUGUAUUUCUGUGAAUAUUUUAAUACAUCAUUUUUAAUUUCUGAA